This is a messenger RNA of Myotis brandtii (Brandt's bat), 1079 nucleotides long. It is a transcript of the gene ETFRF1, whose product is annotated as LYR motif containing 5. The record is from RefSeq and is a predicted model, not a curated record. The transcript has 3 exons. NCBI's taxonomy places the organism in Eukaryota, Metazoa, Chordata, Mammalia, Chiroptera, Vespertilionidae. Gene Ontology annotation, biological process: respiratory electron transport chain. Gene Ontology annotation, cellular component: mitochondrion. The coding region runs from base 161 to 427 and encodes 88 amino acids.
CUUCCGGGCGGCGCCCCGCCCCCUCCGUGACAGCUCGCCCGCACGCCCUCCACGCUGCGUGGGUGACAGACGCACAGUGGAAGCGGUGCGAAGCUUUACGGCUGCGGCGCGCCGGAAAGUGCGUAUGCUAUAUAUAAGUGGAUAUUUUCCAUAAGUGAAAAUGGCCAAUUCUUUAAGAGGAGAAGUACUGAAUCUUUAUAAAAAUCUGCUGUACCUUGGACGAGACUAUCCAAAAGGAGCAGACUAUUUUAAAAGGCGUCUGAAGAAUGUUUUCCUUAAAAACAAAGAUGUGAAGGACCCAGAGAAGAUCAGAGAACUGAUUGCACGGGGUGAAUUUGUAAUGAAAGAGCUAGAAGCCUUGUAUUUCCUUAGGAAAUACAGAGCUAUGAAACAGCGCUAUUAUUCAGAUACCAAAGACACUAACUGAUCAUUACUAUAAUUUUACUAAAACCAGUGCCAGCUGUUUAUGUAUAAAUAUAAAAAUAAUUCUAACUUAAAAUGGCAACAUGUACAUGACAUAUAAAAAAUACUUAAGCUGCCUUAACUGAGCUAAAACAGGGUUAACUUAUAUUUAUACUGUGUUUUAUCAGCAACCCUUAAUGCACAAUUUUAUACUAACAUAACGUUGCCAACUACAAAUUAUAGAUUAAUGAGUACCUAAUUUCAAAUGAAAAAUAAUGUACUUAAAACAAUUGUAACUUAAUAGAUUUUUGCCAAUUAUCCUUAGCCCAUUUCUCCAUUUAACUGACAAUGCCAUUUAAUUCACAUGAAACUAGGCAAAAUAAUGUUUUUUACAUUUAUUGUCUUUAAUUUUUGAAGGAGUACCUUAUUUUUUACCCCAUCUGGUAUAUUAGCAAGGUUCACUACAAAACAAAUAGCACCUGGUCAUGAUUUUAGUGCAGUUAUAGAAAUAAUACAUAUGAAGAUUACUUCUGUACUUGAAAUAGCUUGCCAGUGAUUGGCAUUACAUACAUACCUAUUCAAUAUCUCCAUUAUUUUGCUUCUAGCUUCCUUUGGGCCUUAAAAUAAAUCACCUGUUGUGUAUCUAUUACCUUCUUUGAUAAAAAGUAAUGAAGUUA